Messenger RNA from Myotis daubentonii (Daubenton's bat), 3264 nucleotides. It is a transcript of the gene CFAP92, whose product is annotated as cilia and flagella associated protein 92 (putative). The record is from RefSeq and is a predicted model, not a curated record. NCBI's taxonomy places the organism in Eukaryota, Metazoa, Chordata, Mammalia, Chiroptera, Vespertilionidae.
AUGUCGCUGCAAGCCUGGGACUGGGAGGAUGAGGACAUGGAGAGCAUGGGGCCCAUGUCCUCCGUGGGCAGCUUCUGCCAAUCCAUGAGCGAGUGUGAUGUGGAGGACUACAUGAAUGCCAGGUCCCGGGCCCUCGAGUCAGAGUCUGACCAUCUGUACAGCAGCACCGCGUCCUCCAGCACUUUAAACGCUGACGUGCCCCAGGUGGUCCCCUGCAAAUUCAUCAUCUCACUGGCCUUCCCCGAGACUGUGAGUCCGAAGAGAAAAUUUGUAAGUUUGCUCGAAAAAUACAGGAAACGCUCCAAAAUGGAAAAAUCUGUUGCAAAGGGUCAUCGUAUCUACCACAUUGAGUAUUUUCUUCUGCCAGAAGAUAAAGAGCCUAAAAUCAUUGACAUGGUGGUGUUUCCAUCGGUGGUCAAAUUGUUCAUGGAUACGGGAGUAAAGACCAUGAAGCCACGUCAGGAAGGAAACAAAGUCUGGGUGUCAUGGACCCAAAGGUUUAACAUCAACGUGACAAAGGAAUUACUAAAAAAAAUCAAUUUUCACAAAAUCACCUUUAGGCUCUGGGACACUACGGACAGGGUUUCCAAAAAAAUCAGGUUUUAUCGAAUAAAGUCUUCUGCCUACUCAGAAGAUGGAGGAUCUUUUGCCAAGAACGAAGUGAAACAUUUGUUUUCAAAUGAGAAGAGACCAUCCGAACAAGGCAGUCCAGCCAAAAUUGAGUGGAGCCAGGCGUAUCAUCCGGUAAAGGCAAUCAAAAUAGGAAGACCCUUAAAGUCUUUACAUGGUGAGUCUCACCCAGCAGCGCCUGAAGCUUUUCCCAAGAAUAUCGAGGGGAAGGAAAAGCUACUCAGAUGGGAAGAUCUUGCCAUAGUUGAAUGGAACAUUUCAGGAAUACCAACUAUUUCUUUGGGAGGAGCAACAGUGAUGGAGAUGAAGGAAUUAAUUGAGAGACCAUUAUUUAGCAGCUUAACAAACAUAAUAUAAAAGCAAAACUUUCAAAUUAAAUGGAAAGAGUCAGAAAAGGUAAGGAGAAGACGGCGAAGAUCGAAGAAAUACCGAGAAGAGGAUACUGACGCCAAGCUGCCAGACUACUGGAGAGAGGGCGCCUUCUCUGUCCAGCUGGCAAUAAUGCCGCUCCUUGCAGGAUGGCAAACUGUCGUGAGUCGUGGCAGUAAAAUGUCUGCCAACAUUUUAGAUUGUUUUUUGACUUUAAAAACAGAAGUUCCCAUCAUGACAGAGGAGCAAAAGCAGGACUUAAACCCCCUGAUCAUAAAGAUCAAAGGUAUUUCCUGCCUUCCAUCGCAACCUGUGCCCAUCGAUGAACUAGAGAGGCUCUGCACCCCCGUGUACUGCAAGUACCAGUUUCAUAAGACUCCCGUUCACCAGACCGAGGGGCGGCCCCAUGGAAACCACGUCUCCUUCCAGGACGUCAAUGUCAUCUUUCUUGGGGCAAUGAGCUCCAAUGACCUGAGGGAAUACCUGGAGGGCCCCCCAAUGGUGGUAGAAGUUCAUGAUCGAGACCGAAAGUCAGAGGAGUAUUCCCGGAAACCCACCCUGUUUGGGGAGGACCCUAUGGAUUCAUACAUCAACUUUCAGGCCUUCAUCUCUCCCGAAGAGACAAAGAACAACCCCUUUGAAUCCCAAAACAAGAUGUGGGACCCAUAUGGAGUCGCACUAGUAAGUUUUGCUGACCUCCUCCUCGGCCACAAGUACUUGAACUUGGCUAUCCCCAUCCACAACUGUAAGUUGAAGCCCACACACCAUGACGAGGGCGGCAGGAGCAGGAAGGUUGUGGGAUUUAGGGCCCCUAAAGAUUCCCAUCACGGCCCAAUGCCAAUGGGCAACUACAUAGACGCCAACUCCCUGCUCAAGCUGCGAGUGGACGUCACGGUGCCACUGCGGACCAUGACAGAAGCCCCUGAUUCAGACUUCCUGGGCACCCAGUUUGGCCGCAUUGUUUUCAUAUUUGACAGCAAGAAGAUCUCCCUCCUAUAUAGCCUGCUGCAGGACAUCACCAUGAUCAAUGCCAAAGCCCUCGACCUGGACUCCUACCCUAUCACGAUCCUCCAGCAGAUCCUGUCCGCCUUUAAGAUUCGGGUGAAGGUCCAGGAAAGGCCGGACCUGGAUGUGCUCACUGGCUUCCACCUGCUGGAUGGGAAGAUCCACCUCCUCAUCUUGGAGGGCUUGGCUGACCAAGGCUUGAAGCGGCUGUGGGAGAGCCACCAAAGCCGGAUCACCAAAGCAGAGUGCGGGAAACACAAGGUGCUCUACAACUCCCAGCUGCUGUUUCAGCAGCGCCUCUACGCAGACCUGGACACCAUCCUGUACCACAUGCACCUCUGCAAGCCACUGUCUCAGCUCAUGAAGCACGUGGCGCUCCACCUCCGCGACAGGGUGAUGCAGAAGGCCUUCCGGGCCCUGACCAGGAUCUACUGCAUCUGCCAUUAUAGCACCAAGCUCAGGGAGGUGAUCACCCGAGACCUGCUGCCUUCCUCCACCAUGAUCAAGCACUUGAGCCAGGAGUUUGGCUUGCCCAUUUCCCUAGAAGAACUCACCGACGAGGAGAAACUUUUGGCCACCCCACCUCAACCCACCUCCACGCAUGACCUGCAAAGUCGGAAAUUCACCCUCAACGCUGAGAUCCUCGCCCACCAGGAGAAGUACCUGCAGUGGCGGAACAGGGUGAUGAAGAAAAGAUACGAGACUCGCAAUCUGAUCCAGAAAAACAUCAGGGAAGCCUACCAGACGAGCAGGAAGUCCCCAAAGCCCGUGGUGAGGGUGAUUCGGGGCUCGAUCCCUGCUACGGAGGAUGUGUACAACUACAGCAUUCAGACCCUGAACUCCACCGAGCUGGUCAAGAGGAAGCUGUACAGUGAGAUGGACAAGGAGCCAUGGAAAAGAUACACGUAUUCACAGCGUUUCCUCUCAGCCAUGGUGGAGACUCGGAAUUUAAAGGAAGAGGAGAAAAAAGCCAAGGAGAAGUCCCGCCAGGCCUGGCUCACAACCAAUGGGUUCCGAGUGAUAGGUCUUCAUAAAAGCACUGAGAGCGACCACCACCUCGACCUGCUGCCCAUUGGCGCCACCACAGAGCUGACCGAGGAGUGGAGGGAAAACGCACUGUUUGCUAACGUGAUGAGGCCUGUGCUGGACCGAGACAGGUGGAGCUGGGACCAGCGCCAUCGGGACUUUGAUCUGUACAGGAAGCCACCGCCUUUCCUCAAGGCGCCCGCGUCUCGGACCCUGAACCCAGCCACAGGGUGA